CGGUGGUGCUGAUGUCCAUGCACCCGGGAGAAAGGCUUCUGCGGCUGUUGAUUCUUCGCUGAAGGGGAUGUCCCUCGGUGCAGGGGGCCGUGUCGGAGCAGAAGGCCGCGAUGGGCGGGAAUGGGGGUGGCGAGGGGUACGGGCGGCCUGUCGUCAGUGCCGUUUCCGACUCCCGAGGGCCCGUGUCUUGCGGUGACCUCUGAAGAUGGUUCGCUAUUCGCUUGACCCAGAAAACCCUACGAAAUCAUGCAAAUCAAGAGGCUCAAAUCUUCGUGUUCACUUUAAGAACACACGUGAAACUGCUCAGGCCAUCAAGGGUAUGCAUAUCCGAAAAGCCACCAAGUAUCUGAAAGACGUCACUUUGCAGAAGCAGUGUGUGCCAUUCCGUCGCUACAAUGGUGGAGUUGGUCGGUGUGCCCAGGCCAAACAGUGGGGCUGGACACAGGGUCGGUGGCCCAAGAAGAGUGCUGAAUUUUUACUGCACAUGCUUAAAAAUGCAGAGAGUAAUGCUGAACUUAAGGGUUUAGAUGUCGAUUCUCUGGUCAUUGAGCACAUCCAAGUGAACAAAGCCCCCAAGAUGCGGCGUAGAACGUAUAGGGCUCAUGGUCGGAUUAACCCAUACAUGAGCUCUCCCUGCCACAUCGAGAUGAUCCUUACUGAGAAAGAGCAGAUUGUUCCGAAACCAGAAGAGGAGGUUGCACAGAAGAAAAAGAUAUCCCAGAAGAAACUGAAGAAACAAAAACUUAUGGCCCGGGAGUAAAUUCUGCACAGAAUAAAUGCAAAUAAAAAGAGAAUGUUGGUGUCUUUUAUUAAACAUAUUUCGAGUAUCCUCA
This is a messenger RNA of Ailuropoda melanoleuca (giant panda), 833 nucleotides long. It is a transcript of the gene RPL17, whose product is annotated as ribosomal protein L17. Gene Ontology annotation, biological process: cytoplasmic translation. The record is from RefSeq and is a predicted model, not a curated record. NCBI's taxonomy places the organism in Eukaryota, Metazoa, Chordata, Mammalia, Carnivora, Ursidae. Gene Ontology annotation, molecular function: structural constituent of ribosome. The transcript is spliced from 7 exons. Gene Ontology annotation, cellular component: ribosome; cytosolic large ribosomal subunit. The coding region runs from base 206 to 760 and encodes 184 amino acids.